CGGAGCGAAGGAACCCAGACCCCGGUACCGGUGAGCAGAUCUGCCCGUUAACUUGACUUCUUUCCCAUAACAGCUCGAGGAGGAGAAGAUCGGGACGAAGGGGUGAGGGGGGGACGAGGACUCUUCCGCUCCUAGAAAACCGUGUGGCCGAGGUGAUUCGGUUGUCGGUGGUGGUCGGACCGCAACGGGCCGGCGUGAAGUGGACGCCCCCACCUCCUCCCCUGUCCCUUCUCCUCUCUCCUUCCUGAAAACCACCAGCGACUGGUAUUUACCGACAAAACCAGCGGCCAAGAUGGGUCACUCACUGUGAGUGGAAGCGCCAGACCAGCGUUGCAGGAGGAGGCGGCGGCCUUGGGCAGGUCUAUUCAGCCGGGAAUGGUGUGAAGUGAGACGGUCAGGCAGUCUGGAUCUGACCGGGGACCCGUCAUUCCCCCGGAGCCUCCGCGGCUCCAAGCCGCGUCCUGAGCCCUCCAAGAUGGGGAAGUGCGACGGCAGAUGCACGCUGCUGGUGAUAUGUUCACUGCAGUUGGUGGCAGCCCUCCAGAGGCAGGUGUUUGAUUUUCUGGGUUACCAGUGGGCUCCCAUCCUGGCCAACUUCCUGCACAUUAUGGCCGUCAUCCUUGGCAUGUUCGGCACUGUGCAGUUUCGCUUCAGAUACCUCAUCUUUUAUGCAGUAUGGCUGGUCCUUUGGGUGGGCUGGAACUCCUUCAUCAUCUGUUUCUACCUGGAGGUUGGGAACCUGUCUCAGGACAGGGACUUUCUCAUGACGUUCAACACAUCCCUCCAUCGUUCGUGGUGGAUGGAGCAUGGUCCUGGUUGCCUGGUAACGCCUGUGCCAGACUCUCAUAUGGCCCCUGAUGACCACCAUGUGAUCACUGUCUCCGGGUGUCUCCUUGAUUACCAGUACAUCGAGGUGUUGAGUUCAGCCAUUCAGAUCCUGUUGGCUCUCUUUGGCUUCGUAUACGCCUGCUACGUGAGCAAAGUCUUCCAGGAUGACGAGGACAGCUUUGAUUUCAUUGGUGGUUUUGACUCUUACGGCUACCAGCCUCCUCAGAAGUCCUCUCAUCUGCAACUGCAGCCUCUUUACACGGCUGGUUAAUUGUUGGUAGCGCCCCCUUCAGGCCAAACCCUGACGGCGUCACUGUGGAUGGAAAUCGGCGGUCGCCCUGAUUACACUCACUCUGUGUGUCACAGUUUACCCGAGGAAUGGACUUAACCCCACCCAGAGGGAGAGACGUCUGUGUGUGUGUGUGUGUGUGUGUGUGUGUGUGUGUGUGUGUUUGUGCAUGUGUGCUUGUGUCUGAGAACGAGAAAUACAGCCCUGAUUAGAAUGUACAGAGCUCAGGGAAGAACCAGCAUGCCAGGUGGUGUGAGAAGAUGAAGGAGAAGCAGGAGGCAGGGGAGGGGAGAUACAGAGAACAAGAGCUGGGGACACCUCUGUCAAAUCACCGAGGACACACUUCACUAAACUGCCAGCUCUCAACACUCCCACAAGUGUGUUCGUGUGUUCGUGUGUGUGUGUGUGUGUGUGUGUGUGUGUGUGUGUGUGUGUGUGUGUGUGUGUGUGUGUGUGUGACUAUGUAACUCCACAGGACUAGAUGGUGCUUUGUGGUUGCACCCUGGACUCUUACCACUCAGUGCCGUCAUGAGUUUUGUUUUUUGGGGUGCUAGUGUGUGUGUGUGCGCGCGACUGUG
Messenger RNA from Seriola dumerili (greater amberjack), 1695 nucleotides. It is a transcript of the gene nkain1, whose product is annotated as sodium/potassium transporting ATPase interacting 1. The transcript is spliced from 8 exons. Lineage: Eukaryota; Metazoa; Chordata; Actinopteri; Carangiformes; Carangidae. Bases 476 to 1099 code for a protein of 207 amino acids. The record is from RefSeq and is a predicted model, not a curated record. Gene Ontology annotation, biological process: regulation of sodium ion transport.